This is a messenger RNA of Jatropha curcas, 681 nucleotides long. Its product is annotated as mitochondrial pyruvate carrier 4. Gene Ontology annotation, biological process: pyruvate import into mitochondria. The record is from RefSeq and is a predicted model, not a curated record. Lineage: Eukaryota; Viridiplantae; Streptophyta; Magnoliopsida; Malpighiales; Euphorbiaceae. Gene Ontology annotation, cellular component: mitochondrial inner membrane.
GUCCCGGACCUCUUGAAGCAGUAAACCAACCACACAGGAAUCUUCAUUCUUUCUUCGCCAUCACCUAACCAACGCAGAGUCAGAGGGAGGGAGAGGAGAAUUCAUGGCGGCUUCAAAGCUACAAGCUCUCUGGAAUCACCCAGCCGGACCCAAAACUAUUCACUUUUGGGCACCAACUUUUAAAUGGGGCAUCAGCAUAGCAAAUAUUGCCGACUUCUCUAAACCACCUGAAAAACUUUCAUAUCCUCAGCAAAUAGCUGUUACUGCCACUGGGCUUAUAUGGUCACGCUACAGCACUGUAAUAAUGCCGAAAAACUGGAAUCUAUUUAGUGUAAACGUUGCAAUGGCUGCAACAGGCCUUUACCAACUUUCGCGCAAAUUACAGCAUGAUUAUUUUCCUGAGGCAGAAGCUGUUGUUGCAAAGGAAUGACAGACGAGAAUCUGCUCAAGUUCCUUUGGUUCUCCUCAGUGCAGAAGCCAGUUUGCCUUCUCGCCCUGCAAUUAUUUAAACAUUCUCAAUCUGUGACUUAUGUUUGCAUCCUUCGGGGGUUAUGGAUAUUUCAGUAUUCUAUGAUGUAGAAAUUGUAGGUGGACUUUGAUUGUUGUGCUUGAAAGGCAAUUAUGAACUUAAAAAGUUAUUAGUUGACCAAAUAAAAUCUUUUCCAAAUCCCUUCUUUUUCA